Molecule: messenger RNA, 1054 nt
Organism: Myotis brandtii (Brandt's bat)
Lineage: Eukaryota; Metazoa; Chordata; Mammalia; Chiroptera; Vespertilionidae
Gene: DYNLT4
Product: Tctex1 domain containing 4
Exons: 3
Coding region: 382-1041 (219 amino acids)
Biological process (GO): microtubule-based movement
Cellular component (GO): cytoplasmic dynein complex; cytoplasm
Molecular function (GO): dynein intermediate chain binding
Source: RefSeq, a predicted model, not a curated record
GAGCAACACUCCCAGGUUAAGUCAGAGCCCGGAGGGAGGGAGGGAACCAGGAAGGGAGGAGUGCUUGCCCAGCAACCCAUGGCAACUCCACAACACAGGCAAGGGGCCCUUCUUCUCCCACCUGCCGUCAGGCCACCCAGGCUGUGAGAGCUGGAGGCCAAAGGCUGCAGAUGACAGGGUGCCUGCAGGGAUUCCAGAAGACAGCUGCCAUCCAAGAACUGAUCCUGGAGGUAGGGCCAGAGGCCAAAAGCAGUGGGUGAAGGAGCUUCCUGUAUCACCCGCCCCCAGCCUCAGCCAGCCCUUAAUCCUCUAAGCACCUAGGAAUCCACUCAGCCCUGGACUAUUUGAUUUACCUGUCUCAAAAACACAGCCAGCAGGUCCAUGGCUGGUAGGCCUGUGCCCCCAGGACGCCAGGAGGAGGAGACUGCCAAAGACCCCGGGUUGAAACUAUCGCUGGCCCGGCCUCCAGGCCACCUGCCCAGCAUUGAUGAGGCCCGACCAGCAGGUCCAGGCCCAGCCUCCCGCCGCAGCUCAGUGCUGGGCCUGACUUCAUCCUUUUCCCGCCGCAACUCGCUGGCUGGACCAGGCAUGGGUCCUGGGGGCCGGCGACCAUCCUUGGGCCCAGAGCCGCCUUUAGGCUCAAGGAUCAGCUUCUCUGGGUUGCUCCUGGCACCUCCUCGGCGGAUGGCACCCUCAUAUCGCACUGAGCCAGCGCCUGGGGAGCGCUGGGAGGCCAUGCGAACACAACAUGCCCUGGAGGAAGUGCUGGCCACAGGACUACAAGACACAGUCUACUCUGGCACCAAGGCAGGGCCCCUGGCGCGGGAGCUGUGCGAACUGGUGCACACGCGCCUGCGAGAGCUCAGCCCGCCCCGCUACAAGCUGGUGUGCAGCGUGGUGCUGGGGCAGCACACGGGCCAGGGUGUGCACGUGGUCAGCCGUGCGCUCUGGGACGGGGCGCAUGACGGCCUGGCCUCCGCCACCUUCACCAACGCCUCGCUCUUUGCAGUGGCCACGGUCCAUGGGCUCUACCACGAGUGAGGAGGCAUCCAAG